Messenger RNA from Mercenaria mercenaria, 2320 nucleotides. RefSeq lists its product as uncharacterized. The transcript has 19 exons. The coding region runs from base 56 to 2320 and encodes 754 amino acids. Gene Ontology annotation, biological process: lipid transport. Lineage: Eukaryota; Metazoa; Mollusca; Bivalvia; Venerida; Veneridae. The record is from RefSeq and is a predicted model, not a curated record. Gene Ontology annotation, molecular function: lipid carrier activity.
UAUUAAUUAAACACUUAGAGUAAUCUAAUAUUUUCUAGAUUGCACUAGCAUCAAAAUGAAUUCGACAGACCGACGAUACGGCCUUUGGUUGUAUCUGUUUGUCUGCACGUUCAUUCCAACAGUAUUGACGUCCUUUGUAAAUUAUGCACCAGGAUACGAAUACCUUUACAAUCUGAACUCAACGAUAGAGCUAAAAGAAGUCCAGACGUUCCUUGCGAAGGGACAGGUUGGCUUCGUUAACAUAGCAGAAAAUGACAACUUCCAGGAAUUGCUAUUAGUCGUUCAUGGUUUAAUAUUCAGUCCUGAAGGCCAUCCUGAGGCUGAAAACCAACAUCACGACUUCUCAAAAUGGUUUUCAUUUGAGAUAAGCCAUCGAGGAGAAAUAAGGAAAGUCUACCAUCCACCUGAUGAAGAAAAUGAAGUUCUCAUGAUCAAAAAAGGAUUUGCCGGCAUGCUGUCCAGCAAACUCCAUCAUCGUCAUGAGGUGGAAGAUGGGGGAAAUGAACAUGGAAGCUGGGGAUACAAAACUGACGAAUUUGGAAGGGAAGGUCAGCACACCGCAUCUUACACAGUUCGCAAAACUUCAAAGGGGUAUGAGUAUAUUAAAACAAGAAAUUCUACAAAGAUUCAGUCAGUAAAUGGAAAUGGAACAUAUGCAAAGAUGCUACAUUUCAAUGAGGACUUGAACACUAUCCACAGUGUUAUGAUAGAAGAAGAAAUUAGUAUUGACUUUUCUACAAAGUCCGAAUUUGACCCUUUCCACGGGAUGAGACCAGUCCAUGCUGUAUCAGGCUUCUCUGAUAUGGGCUUUCCAAAGGUAACUGCCAGCUCAAAAGACAGACUAGUGUUUUUCAAGAAAAGAGAAUUUUCCGUAGAAUCUGAAAAACCUCUAAACAUUGAAACUGGAACUAUCAGCCACACAAAGAAGAAUAAAAAGCGAGCUGCCUAUCAAACACAAAGUCAAAUUCAGAACGCAAAGGCUGAUAUUUCUGGCAAUCUGACAUGCAUCCGCCAACAACCGGAACAAGGUUCACCGGAACUAGGCAUAUGCUUUCAUAAUCUAAUCAGAACUCUUGAACAAAUGACUGAGUCAGAUGUUGAGAAAGUAGCAAAUUCAUACUUUCUUACAGUAUCAAGAAAGAACAGAGAAAACAGAAAUAUAAUGGCAGAUGCCUUUAUAGCAGUAAACAACCAAAAUGUUAUUGUGAACAAAGUACUAAACAACCUCCAAACAGAUGAACCUCUCCUAAUGAGAGUGCUGCAAUCACUCACAGCACUAGACCAUGAGCCGAAUAUGGAAAUGCUGACGACUAUUGAGAAGUUUUGCUUCAAGGGUAAGAGGUCUGAAAGUAUGCGCCUUCCAAAAGAAAUCAGACAGAUUUCCUGUUUAACAUUUGGAGGACUGGUUGGUAGUGUAAAAAAAUUCGGUCAAGUGAAACACGCUGAAAAGCUUGUACAAUAUCUUCACAAUGAACUUGGAUUACACGAUCCAUGGAAUUUCAAGAUGAAGAGAUCGACAAUGACAGAGAUUGAAUGUGUAGAAUAUGAUCACAACAAGGUUGUCAUGCUUGAUGCUAUCGGAAAUGCAGGGUUACAAGUGUCAUACGAGCACAUUGUAUCGCAUGUAAACACAACAAAUUCACAGUGGAUUAAACGUACAGGAAUUCACGCUCUAAGAAGUUACCAUGAUGCAAAUACACUACAUGAGCUAGAAAAAGUUGUACUAUACGACGAUAACGACCUCGUUCGUUAUGAAGCUCUCCUGCAAUACCAAGCUCAUCCACUAGCAGUUGCAGUGAGCACUGGCAAUGGAAGUGGACUUGCACAUACUGGAAUCGCUAAAAGGUCAAUAUUUGACGCUAAACUUGCAUUUCGACUUGAAGCUCCUGGUGUAGAUUGGCGCAAACAAAUUGGCUCAAGUUCGAUUGGCGCUUCAUUUGGCUUGAUAAUGGAAAAUCUGCUUGAUCUACAAAUGUCCUUGAUUAAAGGAAGUAUAGAUGUGAGGGUACAUGAUGAAGCGUAUGUAAAGAUCCAUCUGGGAUAUAUAGGCAUCAACAUGGAUUUUUUUCUAGCAAGGAUUUGUUUCAAAGGCGGUGCAAAAUAUGCUCUAAAUAUAUUAAAGGAACUAGAUCCAAAACUGGGAUUCGACCUUAUAAAGCAGUUCAAAAGCAUAGUAAACAAAGUUGUGGGUGGUGUGAAACGAGGAGUAGAGGCAUUCAAGAGAAUCAUAUCUACUGACUCUUCAUUGAAGGAUAUCGUUGAUGAUUUUGUAGAAGCGGUGACGGAAAUACCAAAGAAGGGAAUAAGUAUCUGCUUUUGA